Impatiens glandulifera is the source of this 2070-nucleotide messenger RNA. Its product is annotated as protein RFT1 homolog. The record is from RefSeq and is a predicted model, not a curated record. The transcript has 16 exons. NCBI's taxonomy places the organism in Eukaryota, Viridiplantae, Streptophyta, Magnoliopsida, Ericales, Balsaminaceae. Gene Ontology annotation, biological process: glycolipid translocation; dolichol-linked oligosaccharide biosynthetic process. Bases 271 to 1833 code for a protein of 520 amino acids. Gene Ontology annotation, cellular component: endoplasmic reticulum membrane.
UCUACUGUCCUCCUCGCCGGCGCCGCAUCUUCAAUACCCCGCUGCUCCCAGAUCUACUACGGAACAGCCGCGAGCGCCGCAAAUUACAGAGGGAACGCUAGCAAGAAGGAUCUGAUUGCAAAUGCAGAUAGCGUGACAUCGGAGGAAGAGGAAGAAAAACGACAACGGUCCAGGCAUCUAGGUGAUGGGAACAGUGGGAACAGGGAGUUGAAAGUGGUUUCUGACUAAAUUUAGUUGAAGUUGGUAGGAAUUUAGUGGGAAGUGUUGCUGAUGGCUGACAGUGUUGAUCACUCUCCGAGUCUUUCCAAUACCUUCAAGUAUUUAUUUGCUACACAGUUCUUGUCAAGAGGGAUUCCAUUCAUAUUCAACUCAUGGAUGGUCAGGAACCUAACCGUAAAGGAUUAUGCGAUAUAUGCCGUUCAGUUUCAUCUCUUUGUCACUUGUGUGUUGUUCCUUAGUCGCGAGGGCUUCCGCAGAGCAUGUAUGAGAGCAAAGCUCAACCGUGAUACCUCGAAAGAUGAACAUGCAUCAGGGAUCUUGAAGGUAGCCUGGUUUAGUGUUCCACUGGGAAUAGUCAUUACACUUGCUGGAUGCACACUUGUUCUCUGGUGGCAGGAACUAAGUUAUUCUGAACCUUAUGCUCAAGCCAUCUUGAUUAAUGGAGUUGCAUGUAUCAUGGAACUUUUGGCUGAGCCAUUGUAUAUUCUUUCUCAGAAUAUGAUGCUCCUCAGGUUGCGGUUGGUAGUUGAAACUGCAGCCACAUUCUCUCGAUGUUUAAUGACAUAUGUCCUUAUUGUCCAACACAAUUGGGACAAAGGUUUGAUAUUUGCAGUGUCACAAGCUGCUUACGGAGCUUCCAUAUGCUUUUGUUAUUGGGGCUUCUUUCUUAUCUCACGUCAGUUUAAAAGCUAUAGUCUUUUUCCUUUCAGCUCAAGGCACAUGUUGGACUUUGAUAGGCAACUCUCAGGCAUGUGUAUGUUGUUUACUCUCCAAUCAAUGCGCAAACUUGUUCUUCAAGAAGGAGAAAAGAUGGUACUUGUGUGGCUGGAUACACCAUAUAAUCAAGCCGUAUAUGGACUCGUGGAUAAAUUAGGGAGCUUAGUGGUGAGGUUGGUUUUCCUUCCAUUUGAAGAAAGUUCGUAUGCUACAUUUGCAAGGUCUGCUUCAGCAGGUACAGAUGCCCUGAAGAUCAGGAAGUUAAGCAGAAGCCUAAGUGAUGCUUUAAAGUUAGUUUUGUUAAUAGGUCUUGUGGUAAUGGCAUUUGGCCCAAGCUAUUCUUACUCACUCAUUAGGUUAUUGUAUGGCCAAAACUGGAGUGAUGGAGAAGCAUCCACUGCCCUCCGAUAUUAUUGCUUUUACAUCAUUUCCCUGGCCAUGAAUGGAACUUCUGAAGCAUUUUUGCAUGCUGUUGCCACAGAGAACCAACUCAAACGAUCAAAUGAUUAUUUGCUUGUGUUCUCUAUCAUUUACUUGAUACUCAACGUUCUAUUGAUAAGAUCUGUUGGUGCAGUGGGACUGGUUAUAGCAAAUUCGCUGAACAUGAUACUUAGGAUUAUUUACUCAUCUGUAUUCAUCAAGAACUACUUCCAGGACUAUGAUGGUGUAUUUUCUUUCCGCAGCUGCUUACCAUCAGGUUGGAUGGUUCUAACUAUUUCUGGAAUAACCACGCUCUUUUCCGAGAAGAUAUUUUUGAACCGUGAAGUUUUCUGGACAACUUUUCCCAUUCAUCUAUCUGUUGGGAUGAUUUGCUUUUUUAUAUCUUCAGUUGUAAUAUAUCGUGGUGAAAGGUCCUUCAUUAACAGAAUUAUACGGUUCCGAGAUCAUGCUGACUGAGAAGAAAGGAUAUUGCUGUCUUUUUUCAAAAAGAUGUUGCCAGAUCUGUAAAAGAAAGUUGAAGAUGGUAGGAUUUGGAGAGAAAUAGGGAGAUUUUAUUUUGACUUUUGGAAUUAGGUUACAUCUGAUUAUAUAUAGGUGUGAUAUUUUUACAAUUAUAUUCAUAACUUCUCCCCCUGUUACAAUUUUGUACUUUUAACUAUUUUUCAUCUUAAUUAACCCCAUAACAUAUUUUUC